Messenger RNA from Phyllotreta striolata, 1339 nucleotides. The record is from the annotation of a GenBank genome assembly. Lineage: Eukaryota; Metazoa; Arthropoda; Insecta; Coleoptera; Chrysomelidae.
CUAUUCUAGAAAGAAAGAGGUUAUAAUUUGUCAAAAAUUCGAAUCUAACAAGUAAGAAUUAAUUUACGAUGGUUAUUGCAACAGAAGCUCAAAUUAGAUCGAUCGGAAACGUUUUAAAUGAUACAAACAGGCCGUUAAAGGAACGUUUUCGUGCUUUAUUUACAUUGAGAAAUAUCGGAGGUGAUGUAUCCAUAGAUUGCAUUAGGUCAUGCUUCUCAGACUCCUCAGUUCUCUUAAAACACGAAUUAGCCUAUUGCCUGGGGCAAAUGCAAGAUCCCAGAGCUAAUUCUAUUCUAAUUGGCAUUUUAGAGGAUACUAAACAGGAGCCUAUGGUUAGGCAUGAAGCAGGUGAAGCAUUAGGCGCAAUAGGCAGCCCAGAAAGCAUAGAAAUACUGGAAAAGUACAAGAACGAUCCAAUUGUUGAAGUAGCAGAAACUUGUCAACUCGCCUUGGACCGAAUUAAUUGGUUGGAAUCUCAAAAGGAAAAAGAAGACCUUACAGAUAAUCCUUACGAUUCCGUGGACCCCGCUCCCCCUAGUAAGGAAUUGAACGUGGAAGCUCUAAAAAAGGUUCUUCUCGACGAGAAUGCAUCACUCUUCGAGCGAUACAGAGCCAUGUUUUCGUUAAGAAAUAUACAAACCAAUGCUUCCAUAGAUGCUCUAGGCGCAGCUUUGAAGUGCGGCAGUGCUUUGUUUAGGCACGAAAUAGCAUUCGUUUUGGGCCAACUGCAAGAUCGAAGGGCGACAAUGUACUUAAAAGAAUCCCUUGCAGAUCAACACGAAAACGAGAUGGUAAGGCACGAAUGUGCGGAAGCUCUGGGUGCUAUCGCAACCAAGGAAUGCACGGAGAUUUUAAAUCAAUAUCUAAGCGAUUCGAAGAGAGUUGUCAAAGAGAGCUGUGAAGUAGCACUCGAUAUGUGCGAAUACGAAAACAGUCCCGAAUUCCAAUAUGCUAAUGCGUUAAAUUAAAUGCCAUAUAUUAUUAUAAAAAUUUAUGUAUUAAAAUCUACUUUUGAUAUGCAUAACAAUUUGUCAUAGAAUGAACAAGAACCGAUUAUACAUUGUCCUGUUUUUCCCACAUGUUUGUCACAUUCAUCAUUAUCUAGGUAUGACCAAUCCGCUCCAUAAGCGAUAUUUUUAUGUUCAUAAUAACUUCCAAUGAUCUCACUUUGCUCUGCAGAAAUAUCUACUACAUGCACCCCUCCAAGCAUACAAGCUGCUAACAGUUUAUCGUGUUGAAACGGAUCCCAUUUUAAUCUCCAAAGUGUUCCUGGCAUUUUGAUCAAAUUCAAUUCUGUCUUCAUUUUUCUGAUAUCCCACAACCUGAUUUUCUCGUCAUA